UGCACGGAUCACCAGGGAGGCAUCAACUGGCUGAGCCUGAGCCCGGACGGGCAGCGCCUGCUCACGGGCAGCGAGGAUGGCACCGCGCGGCUCUGGAGCACGGCCGACAGCCAGUGCCACGGCCACUUCCAAGGACACGAAAGUUACAUCACCUUUUGCCACUUGGAAAACGAGGCUGCCUUCACCUGUAGCGCCGACCAUACCAUUCGCAAGUGGGACGUGGUGACAGGGCAGUGCCUGGCCAUUUACCGAGGACACACGUCAAUCGUUAACAGGAUCCUGGUUGCCAAAGACUAUCUCUUCAGUGGCUCCUACGACAGGACGGCCCGCUGUUGGAGUGUGGACAAGGAGAAACAAAUCCAGGAAUUCCGAGGCCAUCGGAACUGUGUCCUGACUCUAGCUCACUAUUCCUCCAGGGAUGUUCUUGAAGAAGAGGAGGAGGAAGAGGAGGAGGAGGAGAAAGUGAGCAGAGACCUCCUGGUGACGGGUAGCACAGACUGUACUGUUAAGGUCUGGUGGGUGUCCAGCGGGCGCUGUUACCAGACUCUGCUGGGACACACUGGGGCUGUCUUAUGCCUUAUACUUGACGCACCAAACAGGGAGCUGUUUUCUGGCAGCACGGAUUAUACCAUUCGAACGUGGAAUAUUGUCACUGGUGAGCAGCUGAAAGUGUUCAAAGAGCAUCAAGGAUCAGUGAUUUGCCUAGAGCUAGUGAAUCGGCACUUGUACUCAGGAAGCGCGGACAGGACAGUGAAGUGCUGGUUAGUAGACACUGGGGAGCGAAUCCAAACGUACAAGGCUCACAAACACAGCGUUAGCACUUUGAAAUACCACGCUGGGAUCUUGUUCACAGGAAGCGGCGAUGCCUGUGCCAGAGCUUUCAAUUCCAAGAGUGGUGUCCUGCAGAAGAUCUUCCGAGGACACAAGUUCAUCAUCAACUGUAUCCAGAUCCACAACGAGUUGCUUUACACGGCUUCCCAUGAUGGCACGCUAAGGAUUUGGGACAUCCGCGGAAUCUGCAAGAGAAAUAAGCGGCGUUUGAAGAAGGAGAGGUCUGUGCAGGGCAGGAGCUCUCAGAAGGGAAGCCUGUCUCGUCUCUUCAACAAUAAAGUUGGCUGUAUGGUACAGCAAGAAAAUGGGGAACACGAGGCCGUAGAGCUAAUGUGA
Messenger RNA from Apaloderma vittatum (bar-tailed trogon), 1167 nucleotides. It is a transcript of the gene WDR86, whose product is annotated as WD repeat domain 86. The transcript is spliced from 6 exons. The record is from RefSeq and is a predicted model, not a curated record. Gene Ontology annotation, molecular function: protein binding. NCBI's taxonomy places the organism in Eukaryota, Metazoa, Chordata, Aves, Trogoniformes, Trogonidae. The annotation marks the transcript as partial.